This is a messenger RNA of Chenopodium quinoa (quinoa), 600 nucleotides long. Its product is annotated as ADP-ribosylation factor-like. The transcript has 4 exons. Gene Ontology annotation, molecular function: GTP binding; GTPase activity. The coding region runs from base 329 to 556 and encodes 75 amino acids. NCBI's taxonomy places the organism in Eukaryota, Viridiplantae, Streptophyta, Magnoliopsida, Caryophyllales, Amaranthaceae. The record is from RefSeq and is a predicted model, not a curated record. Gene Ontology annotation, cellular component: cytoplasm. Gene Ontology annotation, biological process: vesicle-mediated transport; intracellular protein transport.
AGUAUUAAAUGAGCAAAAAAAAUUGAUCUGAUACACCUUGAAUUCCGAGUGCAUAUAAAUUAUUUUACUACGAGUUGGCAAAUCUAAAAAAAAAUAAAUAAAUGAAAGAUAGGUCCAAAAGCAGCAAGCCAAAUAUAUAAAGGCAAAAAUGAAGAAUGAACUAAAAUAAAGCCCCAUACAAUUGGGAAUAGAGAGUCAAGAGAGAUCUUCCACAGUUGCACACCUCGUCAUUCCAAAAAUUAACUUUUACUUUCCAGAUUUCCUCAUUUCUUUCUUCUAUCUCAAAUUUCUUCCUUGCUCAGAUUGUUGGAGUUGAGAGGAUGCGAAGAUGGGGCUUACUUUCACCAAGCUAUUUAGCAGACUAUUCUCCAAGAAGGAGAUGCGUAUACUUAUGGUAGGUCUCGAUGCGGCUGGUAAGACUACCAUCUUGUAUAAGCUCAAGUUGGGAGAAAUUGUCACCACCAUCCCCACCAUUGGAUUUAAUGUGGAGACUGUUGAGUACAAGAACAUCAGCUUCACUGUGUGGGAUGUUGGAGGUCAGGACAAGGUUCCAUGACGGUCCUAUGCACGGUGGGAGGCCCCUUGGCCAAGUAUGGAAGC